ACUACAACAUCAUCGUUAGGUUUUUCUUGUGCCUCUCUCUCUCUCUCUCUGCUAAACCCUCCCUUGUCCUCUGUCUCUGCUACGAACCAGAGAGCUCAACAAUGGCGUCGAUUCUCGCAAAGAACCAGAAGAAGAAACAGAACUACACCUUGAAAGAGCUCAAGUCACUAGGCAGCGACCUACUCUCAUCUCGAGCUCACAUCAACAACCUCCCUCUCCUCUCUCCUUCAUCUCCGCCGCAGUUCGUGGUGGAAGCCCUCCUCUCACUCCAGUCCUUCUUCACUCCUCUUCUCUCCCAGCUUCCCUCGACUUCUUCUUCUUCAACGAAACGACCUCGUUCCGAAGAAGACGACGAUGAUACUUCAAACAAGAAGACAGAUGAAGACCCUGAAGUCAUAUUCAAAGCUUGGCUAAGAUCGAAGUUUGACGAGUUCGUGAAGCUUCUACUCGAUGUUCUUGUCUCUCAACAGUCAGAAGACACUCUAAAGGAUAUAGUUUUGGGCACAUUAAUGGAGUUUGUAAAGCUUCUGAAUGCGGGAAGGUUUCACUCUUCCAUCUUCCACAGAAUACUUAAUGCUAUUAUUCACUCUGCAGUUGAUAUUGACGUGUUCUUGGAUAUGCUUACCUCAAAGUACUUCAAUAUGUUCUAUUUUACAUAAAUCAGCAUGGAGAAGUUUGUGAAAACACUUGAAGCAUCAUCAGUUGUGUCUGCUGAUAGAACCGUGAUAGAACAUAGUGAGACUGAGAAUGAAUCAAAAGACAGCCUCGAAUUCUCUAUUCGCAAGAUCUAUCAAGUUUUAUCUCGAAUUCCACCACCUCAGAAACAAGCUGAAAAGUCCGACCACGAGAUGUGGAGUGUUUCAGAUGAAAGUAGUAGUAGUGAGAAACCGAAAGAUAAGAAGAAAAAGAAUAAAGAUCAAGACAGCAGUCUUCUAUCUCCGACUACAAUUGCCAAGCGGAUGAAGCUGAAGUUCACAAAAGCAUGGAUCUCAUUUCUCAGACUGCCACUUCCCCUUGACGUUUACAAGGAGGUUCUUGCUAGUAUUCACCAGACAGUCAUUCCCCAUCUGUCUAAUCCUGCAAUGUUAUGCGACUUCCUAAAAAAGUCAUAUGAUAUCGGGGGAGUUGUCAGUGUGAUGGCUCUAAGCAGCCUUUUCAUCCUCAUGACGGAACACGGUUUGGAAUAUCCCAACUUUUAUGAAAAGCUCUAUGCGUUACUGGUCCCUUCGGUCUUUGUGGCUAAGCACCGAGCAAGAUUUCUUCAGCUUCUUGAUGCUUGCCUUAGGUCAUCAUUGCUUCCAGCAUAUUUGGCAGCUUCAUUCGCAAAGAAACUAAGCAGAUUGUCACUUUCUGUUCCUCCUUCGGGAUCGUUGGUCAUUACGGCUCUAAUCUACAAUCAACCAUCUUGUGCAUCAGGUAUAGCCUUCGUGAGUGCUUGAAAAUGCAACAAAAAUCAUGUUUAUAAAAGCAUGGUAAUUUUUGUGCAGGAAACAGUUGAAACCGCCAACGAAGCCAAUUCAGAGGCUGACGAACCCAAUGAGUGCCGACCAAAGACCAACAAAAAUCUUGGUAUUGACUAUUUCAACAACCAGGAAAGCGAUCUCAAGAAAACUGGUGCCAUGAGGAGUUCCCUUUGGGAGAUUGACACUUUGCGUCACCAUUACUGCCCACCAGUCUCAAGGUGUGUUUCAUCGCUGGAAACUGAUCUAACCGUCAGAGCGAAAACCACCGAAAUGAAAAUAGAAGAUUUCAGCUCUGGUUCAUAUGCCACCAUCUUCGGAGACGAGAUUCGGAGAAGGGUAAAACAAGUUCCAUUAGCCUUCUACAAAGCGGUUCCAACAUCUCUGUUUGAGGAUUCAGAUUUUCCAGGGUGGACAUUCACCAUUCCUCAAGAGGAGGGAAAAUGCUGAGUGAUUUCUAAAGAGUAGCCAACUCAUGAGCUAAAAAAACACUGCAGGUAUUAGAAGAUUUGUGAUACCAAGUUUUGUAGUUUGGAUCGUUCAGAUAUAGUUUUUUGUUUUUUUGGUUUUGAUACUGAAUGUGUUUUUAGGCGUACACCCACACAAUAGACCAUACAUUUGUCUCUGGUCGAUUUGUCACUCGUGGAAUACUUUUAAGUUCACUAAUCGCAGUGCGUUGAUGAUA
This is a messenger RNA of Brassica oleracea var. oleracea, 2145 nucleotides long. Its product is annotated as nucleolar complex protein 4 homolog. Gene Ontology annotation, cellular component: nucleolus; Noc4p-Nop14p complex; small-subunit processome. Lineage: Eukaryota; Viridiplantae; Streptophyta; Magnoliopsida; Brassicales; Brassicaceae. Gene Ontology annotation, biological process: ribosome biogenesis. The record is from RefSeq and is a predicted model, not a curated record.